AUGUGGUUUGGACAUCUCUUGCCCUUUUGUUGCUGUUUUUGGCUGGUAGAAAGCAGUUCAGAAGGGCAGAGGAGAAAAGAUCAAUUGCAAGAAUAUCAUCAGAGCAGCAGAUUCCAGAGAUAUGGGAGACCUGUUGAAGAAACAAAAAAGCAGGGCAGAUUUCAUAACCAGGAAACCUGCUCCCCUGAAGCAGCACUGAGGCUGGAAGAGCUUCUUGGUGAACCUGAGAAGCUGGGAAUGUUUGGUGCAACGUUGUUGACUGACACAUUAUUAUACCCAGGACUAAAUGCUGAAGGACGUCCUUCAAUACCUGUGGGUGUCGACGUACAGGUAGAAAGUCUGGACAGCAUAUCAGAAGUGGAUAUGGACUUUACAAUGACACUGUACCUGAGGCAUUACUGGAAAGAUGAGCGCCUUGCAUUUCCAAGCACUAACAACUUGAGCAUGACCUUUGAUGGGAGGCUGGUCAAAAAGAUUUGGGUUCCUGAUAUGUUCUUUGUACAUUCAAAGCGGUCCUUUAUACAUGAUACAACCACAGACAAUAUCAUGUUGCGUGUCUAUCCUGAUGGAAAGGUAUUGUACAGUUUGAGGGUUACAGUAACAUCAAUGUGUUACAUGGAUUUCAGUCGUUUUCCUCUCGACACCCAGAGCUGCUCGCUGGAAAUUGAGAGCUAUGCUUACACUGAUGAUGACCUAAUGCUGUACUGGAAGAGUGGUAAUGACUCAUUAACGACAGAUGAAAAAAUUUCUCUAUCUCAGUUCAUGAUACAAGAAUUUCGCACGACAACAAAGCUGGCCUUUUACAGUAGUACAGGUUGGUACAAUCGCCUGUACAUCAAUUUUACACUGCACCGCCACAUUUUCUUCUUUUUGCUGCAGACCUAUUUUCCAGCAACUCUGAUGGUCAUGUUGUCCUGGGUAUCAUUCUGGAUUGAUCGCCGAGCUGUCCCUGCUCGUGUUCCAUUGGGUAUAACGACAGUUUUAACGAUGUCCACUAUUAUCACGGGUGUGAAUGCUUCCAUGCCAAGGGUCUCGUAUAUUAAAGCUGUGGACAUUUACCUGUGGGUUAGUUUCGUGUUUGUCUUUCUCUCGGUGCUGGAGUAUGCAGCUGUCAAUUACCUAACUACAGUACAAGAGAGGAAAGAAAGAAAACUGCGGGAAAAGCUACCUUGCACAUGUGCAAUGCCUCAGCCAAGACCAUUAAUGGUAGAACGCACGUACAGUGAUGGAGAAGUCAGCAACCUGGCUGAAUUUGCUGGACCUGAUUAUAUGCCACAAAAUGGAGAAAAACAAGACCGAGGGCUAGUCAAUCCGCCAAUUGCUGAUGAGCCAACUGAAAACAAGGAAAAAAUUUUAAGAGGAUACAUUUGGAUUGACACCCACAUUAUCGAUAAAUACUCCAGACUGAUAUUUCCAGUUGCUUAUGCACUUUUUAAUGUGAUAUAUUGGUCUAUUUACACAUAG
Rhincodon typus (whale shark) is the source of this 1464-nucleotide messenger RNA. RefSeq names its product gamma-aminobutyric acid receptor subunit rho-1-like. Gene Ontology annotation, cellular component: GABA-A receptor complex; synapse; neuron projection. Lineage: Eukaryota; Metazoa; Chordata; Chondrichthyes; Orectolobiformes; Rhincodontidae. The coding region runs from base 1 to 1464 and encodes 487 amino acids. Gene Ontology annotation, molecular function: GABA-A receptor activity; extracellular ligand-gated monoatomic ion channel activity; neurotransmitter receptor activity. Gene Ontology annotation, biological process: chemical synaptic transmission; nervous system process; signal transduction. The record is from RefSeq and is a predicted model, not a curated record. The transcript has 11 exons.